Cucurbita pepo subsp. pepo (vegetable marrow) is the source of this 576-nucleotide messenger RNA. RefSeq lists its product as uncharacterized. Lineage: Eukaryota; Viridiplantae; Streptophyta; Magnoliopsida; Cucurbitales; Cucurbitaceae. The record is from RefSeq and is a predicted model, not a curated record.
AUGGAGAAUCAGAACUCGAAAAAGCGGGAUUGGGACGACUUGGCCGACUCGGAGGUCGGUUUGCCGGAGGUGAAGCGGCUUAGAGAUGACCUUCUAGGUUUUCUCGACGAGUCCAAUCUAGAACCGGCGACUCCCGAUCUCGACUCGUUGAUGAGGAGUUUCGAGGAAGAAAUUGCUACUGCGUCGUCUUCUCCGGUGCCGGUGGUGGAUUUAACGGCGGAUUCCGGUGAGUCUCAGCCGGAGUUAGGCUACCUCUUGGAAGCCUCCGACGACGAGCUUGGUCUACCGCCUUCAGUUACUUCGAAUAGCCAACAGGAGUUUGACGAAGCGACCGAGUUUGCUCGAGUAACGACCGAUUCGUCUGAGACCAGUGAGAUAUGGAGGUUUGAGGAUCAGAUCCCGAACUACGACGCUUUCGAACUCGAAGCCGGAGAUAUGUUCAGCGGCAGCGGCAACGGCAGCGACGCGGCCGAGUAUGUAGGUUUGGAUGGGCUGUUGGAGUAUUCGAAUUUGUGUUCUGAUGCGUUGGAUAACUCGGAUUUUCUCUGGCGGCAAGAAUCUCUGCCGGCUCAAUAG